This is a messenger RNA of Danaus chrysippus (African queen), 531 nucleotides long. The record is from the annotation of a GenBank genome assembly. NCBI's taxonomy places the organism in Eukaryota, Metazoa, Arthropoda, Insecta, Lepidoptera, Nymphalidae.
AUGGGUCAAGAACAGUCGUACAUUGCACAAGGCAACCUCUCGCCAGUAAAGAAAUACCAAGAUAAGUACGAGAAUCAGAUACAAUAUACAGUAUCGAAUAUCGAAUAUCGAUCGAGCGAAUACGAUAGGAAGGAUUACAUACGAUAUAAACCAAGACGAAGUACGGAAAGUUAUAAGAGCGACAACUCUUCAACAGAGAGCAGCGGUUACAGAAGCAGUUCCAGUGCUAACGAAUGUUCCGACAGAUCGUCCAGCAGCUAUUACUUCUGCUCGUCGUUAUAUAAGAACGAUCACUACAAGAACGCUAACAAAGAUUUAUAUAGACCUGUUAAAAUACCAAAAGAUAAACGAUACAAACAAUUAUUCGAUACGGAGGACACAAAAAACACCAGAUUGAAGGGUUACGUUUCAGAUACCGAAAAGGCAAAAUCGAAAGUAGCUUCCUCUACUAAGAAGACUGGAAUAAGAAAUUACACUCCUAAAAUUUUAUCAGCCGAAGAGCAGAGAAAAAAAUUAGAAAAUUGGAUUUAG